This is a messenger RNA of Solanum dulcamara, 904 nucleotides long. RefSeq lists its product as uncharacterized. NCBI's taxonomy places the organism in Eukaryota, Viridiplantae, Streptophyta, Magnoliopsida, Solanales, Solanaceae. The record is from RefSeq and is a predicted model, not a curated record.
AUGGUGCAAACUGAGUGCACGGAUCUUGAAAUUACAAGGCCCGUGUUGUAUAUCCUAGGCCCAUUCUUGUCUCUGGAACCUAAGGCCCAAAUAAAUUGGCACAGCGCGAAACGGGUCAGAGUCGGGUCUCCGGCUGGUUCCAUGGAAGAGGACGACGGGAGGAGAGAAGCUGCUAUAGCAUCAGCACCAUCUCUGCAGCCCAAUUUCACCACCAAAAAUGGUGUCAACCCUGCUCAAAUUUCCAAAUUUCAAGAGUUGCACCGAAGACGCUUAAAAACAAAAACAAAAUCUAAGGUUAAGGAUAAAUCAAAAGGAACUCUUGUGGAGUCUGAAAUGUAUAAUGGUAAAGAUGUCAAUGCCAAAUGCAAGGAGAUCAUAGAUGAAAAAUUAAUUAAAACAGCUAAAGAUCCGAGAAUUACUUUGUCAAUAGGCAGUACGACGGACCUUUCAUCCUCUCAAGAAGACAACACACUGUCAAAAAAGCGGCAGAAGUUGCAUUGGGGGCUCGACACCAAGGAGAGAUGGGAAAGGAAAUCCAAUAUGUAGAGAUAUCAGCCUCUUGAGUAUGAAUUGCUGCUAUCAUGCCAGACAGCUCCAAGGAAGGCCAGCGUAUUUGAUCUAGAUGUCAUCAUAAUUGAUCUAUUAUGAAUUAAGAUGAUGUCUGACUAUAUCAUCUAAGCUUGUAAACCCAAGGUUAAGAGUGUGAAGAUGUACACUGAUCCCUAGGUUUAUGGGGCGAUAGGAACUAAGCCUCGGCUCAGGCGUAGAUCAACCAAUAACUGAUAAAUAACUUUGAUUCUUAUGGCCCUUUCACUUGUAAAUGCACAUGUUUCAUUUGUUAAGCAGUACUAAUAUUUUUCUUGCAAAUAAAUAAAUAGAUCAUGUAGUUUGGAAAUUCCAGCAA